Molecule: messenger RNA, 712 nt
Organism: Patella vulgata (common limpet)
Lineage: Eukaryota; Metazoa; Mollusca; Gastropoda; Patellidae
Product: 40S ribosomal protein S7
Exons: 7
Coding region: 78-674 (198 amino acids)
Biological process (GO): translation; rRNA processing; ribosomal small subunit biogenesis
Cellular component (GO): small-subunit processome; 90S preribosome; ribosome
Molecular function (GO): structural constituent of ribosome
Source: RefSeq, a predicted model, not a curated record
CGCAUUCAGACCUUCUCUCGCCAAUUCACGUACGAAACGAGAUCCCGUCGUCCUUUUCCGCUGCGGACAUCAUCGAGAUGUAUAACUUCAGAUCAAAGAUCCGCAAGCCUAAUGGCGAGAGGCCAAAUGAUAUCGAAUACAGUCUAAUGCAGGCUUUAUUUGAUUUGGAGACGAAUAGUGACCUUAAACUACAGCUUAGAGAACUCCAUAUUAUUGCUGCAAGAGAGGUUGAAGUUGCUGGUAAAAAGGCUAUUGUUAUUUUUGUGCCGUAUAUUCUUUUGAAAAACUUUCAAAAAAUCCAAACUCGUCUUGUAAGAGAAUUGGAAAAGAAAUACAGCGGCAAGCAUGUCGUCUUUGUAGCCCAGAGAAAAAUCUUGGCUCAGCCACAGAGAAACUGUAAACAAAAGAACCGAGGUAAAAAACAGAAAUUACAGAGAUCUCGACUUCGAACUUUAACUAAAGUACAUGAGGAUCUAUUAGAUGAUAUAUGUUAUCCAGCUGAAAUCGUUGGUAAAAGGAUUCGAGUGAAGUUAGACGGUUCUCGACUAAUCAAGGUUCAUUUAGAUAAAACACAACAAACUAAUAUUGAACACAAAGUUGACACAUUCACAGCUGUGUAUAAAACAUUAACUGGUAAAGAUGUGAAAUUUGAAUUCCCAGAUUAUGGUUUGUAAAAGUGAAAAUAAAGAGAAAUAAAGGGAAUCAAAACCUA